Molecule: messenger RNA, 1383 nt
Organism: Ascochyta rabiei
Lineage: Eukaryota; Fungi; Ascomycota; Dothideomycetes; Pleosporales; Didymellaceae
Exons: 2
Coding region: 1-1383 (460 amino acids)
Cellular component (GO): fungal-type cell wall
Molecular function (GO): acid phosphatase activity
Source: RefSeq, a predicted model, not a curated record
AUGUUUUCGAAGGCUCUCUUGCUAGCCACGCCGGCGCUGGCAGUUCCCACCUUCUUCAGCGACCAGGCACAAGCACCGAUCCAGCCUCUCGAUCACUCUCAGGGCUACACAUUCGACCCUCUCCUGCAUCUGCCAGGCAUCUCGCCAUACUUCGAUGCGGUAGGCUUCGGUCUGGAGCAUACUGCACCCCCGGGCUGCAAUGUCACCGCCGCAUCCUACAUCAUCCGUCACGGCGCCAUCUACGCCAACGACGCCGAGUACGAAGAGUUCAUCAAGCCCUUCCUGUGGAAGCUCGAGAAACAUCGCCAUGGUCAGUGGUUGGGCCCAUUGGCCUUCAUGGCCAAGUGGCAGUCGCCCAUCCUAGAGGACAAACUCGAAGACCUGACACCUUCCGGCGCCGUCGAUGCUGCACGCGUCGGUAAGCACCUGCUUGGCCGCUACCCAGACCUCGUCCCUCAGACCCAGCGCAUCCUGGCCGACAAGAAGUCGCGCACAUACGACACGGCGAAAAACCUCAUCACCGCGUUCCCACAAAACGAUACUAUCGACAUUGUCCGCGUCACCACCAACGCCAAUGGCUCCAUGGAGUCUCUCAUUCCUCACAAGUCUUGCGAGAACUUCUCUAAGACGCCCGGUACAAAGGAGCAGGACAAGUUCAUCAAGAUCUACGGCACGAGCGUCGCAAAGCGCCUUGCGCCAUUCAUGCCUUUCCAAAUGACGCCCUUCGAUGUUGUUGGUCUCCAGCAACUCUGCGGCUACGAGAGUGCCAUCAACGGCAAGCGCUCGGAUAUCUGUGCCGUCUUCACGGACGCCGAGUGGAUGGCAUAUGAAUAUUCCUGGGACUUGAAGUAUGCAUACAUGGUCGGCCCCAUGAACCCUCUGUCGCCCUACCUCGGCUUCCCUUGGCUGCAGGCACAGUCGGAGAUCUUCCAGAACAUACAAGAGAAGAACCACCCUGGUGGUGCUUGGUCUGAGGACCAGCGUUUCUUCCUUUCUUUCACACAUCGCGAGGUUCCACCUUUCGUUGCGACGGCACUCGGCCUAUUCAACUCUUCCUCUGGAGCGGCAGAAGAGUUCCCUACCGACCACAUCAACUGGACACGAGCCUGGCGCAUGGCUGACCUGAUUCCCUUCCUUGGCCACGUCGGCAUGGAGAAAAUGUCCUGCGAGCGUGGCGCUGUCUCCGGUGAUGGGCCAGGCGAGUUCAUUCGCUUCAUCGCCAACACCGCGCCACGACCAAUUCCUGAUUGCCAAGACGGACCCGGCGCCAGCUGUCGAUUCGAUUCAUUCCAGAAGCUGAUUGGCAAGGGCGCAAAGAAGCACAAGGAUUUCCACAAGGUGUGCGACAAGAAGGGAGGCAAGGGCAAAGGCGAGCAUGAGUGA